CCUUUGUUAGCAGGCACGAAUAUCUUAAUAACUCCAGCAACCAGCCGACGCAUCAAUAACCCAAUAGGUUUGGCCUACUACACAGGAUUACUCAUUAGUGGUGUAAUAAAACAUACUAGAAUUCACCUGUAUUUUAUAGCGAUACACAACUUACACAUAGACACGGCUGUUGGUAGUAUAAAGAGAUUACAAUAUCACGAGUGCAAUACGAAAUACUGCCCAAGGUUUUAUCAUCGUUUGGGAUCAUUUAUCAUAUAAGGCGAGAACAAAACAUGCCGGACACCUCGCCAGCGCAGAUACUAUGCGGAACCCAAGGACCGGACCAAGGACAAUGUCGACACAGACAUAUAGAACUACCUGGUAGUAACUUACCUGAUCCGCCCAAUGGCUGGCCAGAUAUAAGAGGUCUUAAUCAGCUUCAGGCCAGCCGCGAGGAAUGGCUCAACGGCGAUGCUCUCGAUAAAGCGCUAAAGGUGUACCAUAACAGCCUACCGAAGUUGGCCAGGGGCAUGAUCCACAUUGCAGACACGAGUAUUGAAGGAAUAUUUGGGACUAACGAGAAGACGUUUCAGGACAUAUUAACAAGAAACUAUGGCAGAUUCUGUCGGAGCCUUAGGCGGACCGAAUACACCCUGUGGCCGAUGAACAUUCAUGGUAACCAUUGGGAACUAGGUGUUGUCCGUAAACAGAAUCCGACUAAGAAAGAUGAUGGAUGGACAAGAAUUGUUCAAGUAGGCAUUAUUGAUUCGUGGGAAGAUUCAACGAGGGGACCUAGAAAACAAUUCGCUGAAGGUCGACUGCAAAAGUUCCUCAGAAAAAAUCAAUUCACGUUUGCUCGAGGUCACCAGCGCGAUAUAUCUACAGCCCGGCAGUUAGACACCUGGAGCUGCGGUCUCCGAACGUUUUGGGCAGCGAGGCAUAUUAUGGACCGGAUAGUGGAUAUGGAGCGAGGUGGUUCCUAUCAUUAUAACGAAAACCUCUGGGAAGACAUGACCGGGUGGUUUAACCCUGACUUGGUGCGAUGGGAGAUGAUUGGCCUUACCGCAUACGAAGCUGUUCAGGAAAUGGGCUACAGAGCACGUAUCGCGGUGGAAGUGGUUAAAACUACUCGGGACGGAGCUCGAGACGUAGACGCGGCAACUUUGAUGCAGCCGCCCGAAGGCGGGGAGUCAGUCGUAGUAUACAACGCAGACAAUAGAAAGCGAGUAAGAGAAGAUGAUGAUGAGCCACUACCUUCCAGUUCAAGAAGAAGGAUUGGGAAACUACCGGUCUCCAAUAGACCGAAAGUAGCAGCGGAUUAUACGGCAGAUGAUGAUUACGAGACCUUCGAGGAGAAGAAAGCCAGAGUGGUCUUUCCGCCUGACGAAGCAGGCCUUAAUCCUUCGUCUAGCACUCCUAUGACAAAGACAUCUUCUCAAGGCCAGGAGACCGAUUGGAGAUCUGAAGCUAAAGGGAGAAAUACAAGAAAUCCAAACGGAGGCAGGGGCAACAGGGGCAAUAGGGGCAGGAAUUAGCCGUUCCUUUGAUAUUUCUGAAGCCUACUACUUAUUACGUCUAUGAGAAAACUUGAUGAGUGUGAAUUGGAGAAUGAUCGGGAUAGGGGGAUGCGGAGGUAUGGGAACAGGGGACGUGGGACGUUUAGAGUUGUAAGAGUCUUAGGUGGGAGUUCAGGCGCUUUAGCCCUAUAUGUACUUUGUAAAUUUUAUGGCUCUUUUACUUACAUUGACAUUAUACUUGAGGGUUUUUGCACGGUUAAUUUAUCACUUAUUACUAGAUAAGUGAUACGUUAAGCAAACGGAGCAUACUUGUAUAGAGGAGGUUAGGAGGUGCAGUACGUGAACCUACAUACCUUAGGUAACUAAUAUAUGCUGAAUUGUGCCCUCAAACAUGAUAUCCUACCUUAUGUACCCAACAUUGAAAGUGCUUGAGAACUUUACAUGUAUAAUGCACUUAAUCUCGCCUUACUUACAUCUAUCU
Daldinia decipiens is the source of this 1977-nucleotide messenger RNA. RefSeq lists its product as uncharacterized. Bases 273 to 1514 code for a protein of 413 amino acids. The record is from RefSeq and is a predicted model, not a curated record. Lineage: Eukaryota; Fungi; Ascomycota; Sordariomycetes; Xylariales; Hypoxylaceae. The transcript has a single exon.